AUGGCUCCCAACCCCAGCGGCUGCUGCCUGCUGUUGCUCCUCACCUGGUGUUUGGCGGGGGCCCACGCUGACCUGCUGAACCUGGGCUGGCUGUGGUCCAAUAACGUCAACCCUGCUACGACCCUCGUCCCUGAGCCCCGAGGUCAUUCGCCUGGGCAGCCCACGUCAGACGCUACCUUGUAUGUGGACCCCCGAGAUGGCUCCACGGAGCAAGCCACAGCUCCUGCCAGUCCCAAGCCACCCUGGGAGGUGCUGGAGGGCGGCCAGGAUGCUCCCACAUCUGCCACGAGCACAGACACGCAGGAGGAGAACAUCGCUGGUGUCGGAGCCAGAAUCCUGAAUGUGGCCCAGGGCAUCCGGAGCUUCGUCCAGCUGUGGGAUGACGCCACCCCCACCGGGAGCACUGCUGGAAUGGAGACACCAGCCCUCGAGGCCCCCGUGGACACCCUUGCCCUCCCUGGGCCCUCCAGCACCCCUCAGGAGAACGGGGCCACACUCUGGCCAAACAGUGGUGCUCCCAGCUCUGUGGGUGCUGGUGUGACUGAAGCUGGCACCCUGCCUGUACCCACUCAGGUGGCCCCCUCUCCAGACAGGUCCCAGGAUCCACUCCAGGGGCCUCCAGGACCAGCACUGUCCCCAGGUAGAGCGUCUCUCUCCUCCGUGCCGGUCGGGACCCCUCCCCAAGGAAGCCAGCAGUCCCCAGGGCAGCCCCAGGAUCAGGACAGCAAGGGACUCCCGCCUGGGGCAGCCAGCCCCAUCCUUCAGCACCAACUCUCUGAUGUCCGCCUGCACUCUUCGCCUCUGCACCCCCUGGUGAUGGGUUCUCUGGGCACACAUGCUGGCCCCUCUGCUUGGUCCUCUGCACCCCAGGGCAGACUGUCUCAGAUAGCACUCACGGCUUUGAUUGGGGCCGGGGGUGCUUGGGCUUCUCACUCUGCUGACUCCGUAGGGCCAAGUCUUGCCAAUGACUCUGCCCUGUUUGGGGCUGGCCUCUUGCCGCCUGCUGGCCGCUGCCUGCCUCUGCCACCCUCCCUGUUGGUCUGUGGCCGCCUGGGUAUUGGGAGCGCCUGGUUGCCCAACCACCUCCACCACGGGAGCAGUGAGGAAGUGCGAGUGGCUGCACGGGUGUGGGAGGCCUUGCUGCAGACGCACUGCCACCCCUUCCUCACCUGGUUUUUCUGCCUGCUACUGGCUCCCCCAUGUGGCCGUGCCCCGCUGCCCGCCCCACCACCCUGCCGCCAGUUCUGUGAGGCCCUGGAGGAUGCGUGCUGGAGCCACCUGGAAGGGGGCCGGCUGCCCGUCGCCUGCACCUUGCUGCCAACCCAGGAGGAUGGGCACUGUGUGUUCAUUGGGCCGGCUGCAGAGCACAUGGGUGAGGAGGUGGGGCUUCUGCAGCUCUUUGGGGAGCCACCACCCCUGCACAUCACCCAGAUCGAGGACCGCGACGUGGGGUCAGCCUAUGUCUUCGGACCAGAUGCCAACAGUGGCCAGGUGGCCCGGUACCACUUCCCCAGCCCCUUCUUCCGUGACUUCUCACUGCUGUUCCAUGUCCGGCCAACCACAGAGGGUGCAGGGGUACUGUUCGCCAUCACAGAUGCAGCGCAGGUGGUGGUCUCUCUGGGUGUGAAGCUCUCUGGGGUGCAGGAUGGACACCAGCACAUCACCCUGCUUUAUACGGAGGCGGGUGCUAGCCAGACCCACACGGCAGCCAGCUUCCGCCUACCCGCCUUCGUCGGCCAGUGGAAGCGCUUUGCACUCAGUGUGGAUGGUGGCUCUGUAGCACUCUAUGUGGACUGCAAGGAGUUCCAGAGAGUGCCACUGGUCCGGUCCUCACAUAGCCUAGAGCUGGAGCCUGGUGCCGGUCUCUUUGUGGCCCAGGCAGGAGGAGCGGACCCUGACAAGUUCCAGGGGAUGAUUGCAGAGCUGAGGGUGCGCAGGGACGCCCAGGUGAGCCCCCUGCACUGCCUGGAGGAGGAGGACGAUGACUUGGAUGAGGCUUCUGGAGACUUUGGCAGCGGGCUGGAGGGGACCCGAGAGCUUCUCAGGGAGGAGACGAGCGCAUCCCUAAAACCCAGCCUCCCCAAGCCUCCCCCUGUCACUUCUCCACCCUUGGCUGGAGACGGCAGCACAGAAGAUUCUAGGAUGGAUGAAAUUGAGGAAGAAACCACAGUGGCUACGUUAGGAGCUCAAACCCUUCCUGGCUCUGAUUCCAUGAGGGAUGGGAGUGUCCGGAGCCCUGGGAACAGCCUGAAAGAGGGAGGCCUGAAGGGGCAGAAGGGAGAGCCGGGUAUUCCGGGCUUGCCUGGCCGCACUGGUCCCCCGGGCCCUCCAUGCUCCAUUGGUCCCCCAGGACUCCCGUGCCCAUUCAGUCCCUGGGGUCCAGAAGGCCCCAUCAGUCCCCAGGGCCCCUCAGGUCCAAAUGCACAACCUGUCCCUGGGCCACAGGGACCCCCGGGAUUGCCAGGGAAGGACGGUGCCCCAGGAAGAGACGGCAAGCCGGGGGACGCUGGCGAGGAUGGAAAACCCGGUGACACUGGGCCACAGGGCUUCCCGGGGACCCCGGGAGACAUUGGCCCCAAGGGUGAGAAGGGAGAUCCUGGGGUCGGGGCAAGAGGACCCCCAGGACCUCAAGGGCCUCCAGGGCCCCCAGGACCCUCCUUCAGACAUGACAAGCUGACCUUCAUUGACAUGGAGGGCUCUGGCUUUGGUGGUGACCUGGAGACACUGCGGGGCCCUCGAGGCUUCCCCGGCCCCCCCGGACCCCCUGGUGUCCCAGGUCUGCCGGGCGAGCCUGGCCGCUUCGGGGUGAACAGCUCUGACAUCCCAGGACCCGCAGGGCUUCCUGGUGUGCCCGGGCGGGAUGGAGCCCCUGGGUUUCCUGGCCCCCCGGGACCCCCUGGUCCUCCAGGAAGAGAGGGGCCCCCCGGAAGGACUGGGCAGAAAGGCAGCCUCGGUGAAGCAGGUGCCCCCGGACCCAAGGGAAGCAAGGGAGACCCCGGCCUUGCUGGUGUUCCUGGGGAGAGUGGCCUUGCAGGAGCUCCUGGACCCACUGGACCACCAGGCCCCCCUGGACCCCCUGGGCCCCCAGGACCAGGAUUCGCUGCUGGAUUUGAUGACAUGGAAGGCUCCGGGGGACCCUUCUGGUCGACGGCCCGAGGCUCCGAUGGGCCACAGGGACCACCUGGCCUGCCAGGACUCAAGGGGGAUCCUGGGAUUCAUGGACCUCCAGGGGCCAAGGGAGAAGUUGGAGCAGAUGGCGCCCCCGGGUUUCCCGGCAUCCCUGGCAGAGAGGGCCCUUCUGGGCCCCAGGGACCAAAAGGAGAGAGAGGAAGUCAGGGAGAAAAAGGCGACGCAGGGAAGGACGGAGUGGGACAACCGGGCCUCCCUGGACCCCCCGGACCUCCAGGACCUGUGGUUUACGUGUCAGAGCAGGACGGAACUGUCCUGAGUGUGCCAGGACCCGAGGGCAGGCCAGGAUUUGCAGGCUUUCCUGGACCCGCAGGCCCCAAGGGCGACUCUGGCUCCAAAGGCGAGCGGGGCUCCCCAGGACCCAAGGGUGAGAAGGGGGAGCCCAGCAGCAUCUUUGGCCCCGAUGGCAGCAUCCUGGCCCCAGCCCAGAAAGGAGCCAAGGGAGAGCCAGGCUUCCGAGGACCCCCGGGCCCCUAUGGACGACCUGGGUACAAGGGAGAGAUUGGCUUUCCCGGACGGCCGGGUCGUCCCGGGGUGAAUGGACUGAAAGGAGAGAAAGGGGAGCCAGGAGACGCCAACCUUGGAAUUGGCAUGAGGGGACUGCCUGGUCUCCCAGGGCCUCCAGGACCCCCAGGCCCUCCAGGGACUCCUGUCUACGACAGCAAUGCAUUUGUCGAGUCCAGCCACCCUGGGCCUCCGGGAUUGCCAGGGUACCAGGGCCCUCCAGGACCAAAGGGCGAGAAAGGAGAAGUGGGCCCACCCGGACCACCAGGGCAGUUCCCGUUCGACCUCCUCCGCUUGGAGGCUGAAAUGAAGGGAGAGAAGGGGGACCGAGGGGCUGCAGGACAGAAAGGCGAGAGGGGUGAGCCCGGAGCUGGUGGGUUUUUCGGCUCCAGCGUGCCCGGUCCCCCUGGCCCUCCAGGACCACCAGGCUAUCCUGGAAUUCCGGGUACCAAGGGAGAGAGCAUCCGGGGUCAACCUGGCCCACCUGGACCUCAAGGACCCCCCGGCAUUGGCUAUGAGGGACGCCAGGGCCCUCCUGGUCCCCCCGGCCCCCCUGGCCCCCCUUCAUUCCCUGGCCCUCACAGGCAGACCAUCAGCAUUCCUGGGCCCCCAGGCCCACCUGGCCCCCCCGGACCCCCUGGAACCAUGGGUGCCUCCGCAGGAGUACGCAUCUGGGCCACACGUCAGGCCAUGCUGGACACGGUGCACGAGGUGCCUGAGGGAUGGCUACUCUUCGUGGCUGAGCGGGAGGAGCUCUAUGUGCGAGUGCGCAACGGCUUCCGCAAAGUCCAGCUGGAGGCCCGGACGCCACUCCCACGAGGGACAGACAAUGAAGUGGCAGCCCUGCAGCCCCCCGUGGUACAGCUACAUGACAGCAACCCAUACCCCCGGCGGGAACACGCUCAUUCCACCGAGAGGCCCUGGCGGGCAGAUGACAUCCUGGCCAGCCCCCCUCAUCUGCCUGACCCCCGGCCUUACCCCGGAGUAUCACACCACGGCUCCUACAUGCACCUGCGACCAGUGCGUCCCACGGGCUCCCCCGCCCAUACCCACCAGGACUUCCAGCCAGUGCUGCACCUAGUGGCACUCAACAGCCCACUGUCAGGUGGCAUGCGUGGAAUCCGUGGGGCCGACUUCCAGUGCUUCCAGCAGGCGCGGGCCGUGGGGCUGGCAGGAACCUUCCGAGCCUUCCUGUCCUCACGGCUGCAGGACCUCUACAGCAUUGUGCGGCGUGCCGACCGCGGGGCCGUGCCCAUUGUCAACCUUAAGGAUGAGGUGCUGUUUCCCAGCUGGGAGGCCCUGUUCUCAGGCACCGAGGGCCAGCUGAAGCCCGGGACCCGCAUCUUCUCCUUCGAUGGCAAGGACGUCCUGCGGCACCCUGCCUGGCCCCAGAAGAGCGUGUGGCAUGGCUCGGACCCCAGCGGGCGUAGGCUGACUGAGAGCUACUGUGAAACAUGGCGGACAGAAUCCCCUGCAGCCACGGGCCAGGCCUCCUCGCUGCUGGCAGGCAGGCUCCUGGGUCAGAAAGCCGUAGGCUGCCACCAUGCCUACAUCGUGCUCUGCAUCGAGAACAGCUUCAUGAUAGCCUCCAAGUAGGCCUGCCACCUGGAUGCCGACAGCAGAGAGGACAGGUGGGGGCAGAUGAAGCCCCCUAGCGGGCAGGGCACCCUGGCCAGCACCCCAGGGCCUGGCUGGGAUACUGUCCUGUAUAGCUCACAUUUCAUGUAAUCCUCAAGAAAUAAAAGGAAACCAAAGAGUGUAUUUUUUUAAAAGUUUAAAA
This is a messenger RNA of Carlito syrichta (Philippine tarsier), 5473 nucleotides long. It is a transcript of the gene COL18A1, whose product is annotated as collagen type XVIII alpha 1 chain. Bases 1 to 5289 code for a protein of 1762 amino acids. Gene Ontology annotation, molecular function: protein binding. NCBI's taxonomy places the organism in Eukaryota, Metazoa, Chordata, Mammalia, Primates, Tarsiidae. Gene Ontology annotation, cellular component: basement membrane. The transcript has 41 exons. The record is from RefSeq and is a predicted model, not a curated record.